Messenger RNA from Contarinia nasturtii (swede midge), 1017 nucleotides. RefSeq names its product DNA repair protein RAD51 homolog 3. The transcript has 6 exons. Gene Ontology annotation, cellular component: replication fork; Rad51C-XRCC3 complex; Rad51B-Rad51C-Rad51D-XRCC2 complex. The record is from RefSeq and is a predicted model, not a curated record. The coding region runs from base 83 to 901 and encodes 272 amino acids. Gene Ontology annotation, biological process: reciprocal meiotic recombination; DNA repair; meiotic DNA recombinase assembly. Gene Ontology annotation, molecular function: crossover junction DNA endonuclease activity; four-way junction DNA binding; ATP-dependent DNA damage sensor activity. Lineage: Eukaryota; Metazoa; Arthropoda; Insecta; Diptera; Cecidomyiidae.
CGUACUGUUCCCCGAGUAAAAGAAAGCAUUGAAUUUUUAGUCGUUUAUUUGUCUAAAUUUUAACUAAAUUAAAUAAAAAUAAAUGUUUGGCAAGAGAGCGUAUGAUGUGUGGAAAGAAGAAAAAAAUGCUGGUUUUAUUAUCACAUUGUGCAGAGAAUUUGACGAAGCGAUUGGCGGUGGCAUUCGUAUGAAAUCGAUAACAGAAUUGGUUGGACAACCGGGUAGUGGCAAAACUCAAUUUUGCCUACAAUUAUGCGUUAAUGUUCAAAUUCCGAAAGACUUGUUUGGACAAGGAGGUGCAGCGGUUUACAUUGAUACAAAUCGUGGAUUUUCAUUAGAUAGACUUAGAGAAAUUGCCAUCGCAACACACGAACGCUGUAAAAUAGUGUACCGAAAUGAGAAUAUCCCGUUUAAACCCGAAUCAUUCACGGUUGAUACUAUUUUACGCAAUUCUCACAUUACAUUUUGCAAAAGCUACACUGAUCUCUUGGCAGCAAUUUAUCAAUUAACGACUGUUAUCAAGAACAAUCCAAACGUUCGAUUGAUAGUGAUUGACUCAUUUUCGUAUCUAUUUCGGUCGAUCGAGCCAAGUGUCAAUCUAAUUCAAAUAUCUUAUGAGGCCUUAUCCAAACUGCAACAAAUCGCUGAUGAGUUACAUUGUGCGGUGGUGAUAACAAAUGAGCUCACGACACGAGUCACAACUGAAGGAGAUACCGAAAUUGUCCCCGCGUUGGGUGAAAGCCAUUUACAUCGAGUUAAUUGUCAAGUGACCUUUGGGCGUGAUGAAAACAAUCGUAAACUUUUUGUGGCAAACAUUGACAAAUGCUUUGUUAAAUGUGAAAAGAAGGUGCCAUUCCAAAUAACGAAGGAUGGUGUGCGAACGUUUAAUAGUUGUACCUGAGCCGAGAUGUUACUUACCUCAUUUUUAACAUGAAAUGUACAAAUCAAAGACAAUAAGAAGACAAUUUGGAAUGUGGUGAAAAUUUUAGAACAUAUUUAUUAUUAUCAAUUCAAACA